Molecule: messenger RNA, 3702 nt
Organism: Amphiprion ocellaris (clown anemonefish)
Lineage: Eukaryota; Metazoa; Chordata; Actinopteri; Pomacentridae
Gene: cebpz
Product: CCAAT enhancer binding protein zeta
Exons: 17
Coding region: 34-3306 (1090 amino acids)
Cellular component (GO): nucleus
Source: RefSeq, a predicted model, not a curated record
CUUCCGGGUCACGUCUCCUCACGCUGUGGCAGCAUGGCGGCGAAAAACAAGCACCGCAAGAAGUCCAAGGCGACGGAUAAAAUGACAUUUCAGACUGAAGAUAACGAGCCGGAGGCUGAAAACAGCGGCGGGGGGGAGGAUGAAGAUUUAGCAGGAGAUGAAGGAGGAGACAAAGCGAAUAAAGAUGAAGAGGAGUUCAGUCUGGAGGAGGUUUUACGACUCGGAGGAACACAGGCUGACUACGUCUUCCUUGCCGGCAUUGACGACAAUCAGGAGCUCGUUGAUGGAGGUAAGAAAGGAGCAAUAGACGACCUGGAGGACGGUGAGCUGGAGAAGUUCAUCACCAAACUGGGCAUCAGGUCGUACAGCGGACAGCAGGUCAUCACUGAUGAGCCGGAGAGCAGUGCUGAGGCUGGUGAGAAGGAGAGUAAAAAAGCCAAAACCAAGAAAUCGUCAACAGAGGAACAGUCUACCAGCGCUCAGCCAAAAGUUAGCCAACAGAAGGUGAAGGUGACAAAAGAAGUUCAGGUAUCUGGGAAAAAGGUAAAGCAGAAUACAAAUGUGUUUGAGUUUCAGCAGAGGCAGGUCCUGCUGAUCAAACCGGGGGGGAAAUGGUUUGAGCUGGAAUACUCAGCCGAGGGUUCGUCAGAGCUGCAGGAAGCCUCUCUGGUCUCCCAGUACAAGACGCUCGCUGAGCGGCUGUUUGAGGCCGAAGUGAACAUCUACAAGAGCAAGAAGAGCCUGCAGAAAGGAGCCAACUCCACCUGGAUGAAGACGGUCGUCUCCUCCGGUGUGCUGGCAGACAGGAUGGCUGCCAUGACGGUUCUGAUCCAGGACGCUCCGGUGCACAUGCUGGAGCACGUAGAGAACCUGGUGUCCAUGGUGAAGAAGAAGGGCAGCCGGCGGAUGGGUCUGAUGGCGAUGGACACCCUUCGAGAGCUGCUGCUGUCCAGUCUGCUGCCUGAGAACAGGAAACUCCGCACCUUCUCCCAGCAUCCAUUCGACCAGCUGGAGGAGAAGGCCAGUGGCAACCGCGACGCCCGUGACCGCCGCCUCGUCCUCUGGUAUUUUGAGCACCAGCUGAAGCACCAUGUGGCCGAGUUUGUGGUGGCUCUGGACUCAAUGGCUCACGACACGGUGGCGGCCACUAAGGCGAAGGCGCUGGCCACCGCCCACGAGCUGCUGUGCAACCGUCCGGAGCAGGAGAAGGCGCUCCUCAUCCAGGUGGUCAACAAACUAGGAGACCCUGAGUAUAAGACGGCAGCCAAAGCAUCGUACCUGCUGGAGACACUGCUGCACAAACACCCCAACAUGAAGGUGGUGGUGUGCUGCGAGGUGGAGCGGCUCAUGUUCAGGCCCAACAUCAGCCCGAAGGCGCAGUACUACGCCAUCUGCUUCCUCAGCCAGGUGAUGCUGAGCCACGACGAGACCGAGCUCGCCACCAAGCUCAUCACCGUCUACUUCUCGUUCUUCCGGGCCUGCGUCAAGAAGAAGGACAUCGAGUCGAAGAUGCUGAGUGCGCUGCUGUCGGGCGUGAACAGGGCGUAUCCCUACGCCAGCGCCGCGGACGACAAGGUGAAGGAGCAGCUGGACACGCUGUUCAAAGUGGUUCACCUGGUGAAGUUCAACACGGCUGUGCAGGCGCUGAUGCUGCUGUUCCAGGUGAUGGACUCCCAGCAGAGCGUGUCGGACCGAUACUACGUGACUCUGUACAGGAAGCUGCUGGACCCCGGGCUGUCGUCGUCCUCCAGACAGAACAUGUUCCUCAACCUGAUCUACAAAUCUCUGAAGGCCGACGUGGCCCUGCGGCGGGUCAAAGCCUUCGUGAAGCGGCUCCUGCAGGUCAGCGCUGAGCAGAACGCCAGCUUCGCCUGCGGAGCUUUGUUCCUGGUGUCUGAGGUUAUGAAGUCCAAACCGGGCCUCAAGGUCCUACUGCAGGAGGAAAGGGAGGGUGAGGAGGAGGUGUUCAAAGACCUCGCUGCAGACAAAGAAGAUGGUGACGAUGAUGAUGAUGACGAUGGAGAAGAGCGCUUUGUGGACGCUGACAAACUGGAGGAAGGAACGAGUGCAGAGCCAGAGGAGGCCAAACCCACGGCAUCAUGGGUUCAUCACCAGAACCUGGAAGGCGGGAAGAGCAUGCAGAGCUACGACCCGCUGCACAGGAACCCGUUAUUCUGCGGCGCCGAUCAUACGACAUUAUGGGAGCUGCACAGGCUCGCUCUGCACUUCCAUCCCUCGGUGUCGCUGUUUGCAAAAACCAUCCUGCAGGGAGACUCCAUCCAGUACUCUGGAGACCCUCUGCAGGAUUUCACCCUCAUCAGGUUCUUGGAUCGAUUCGUCUUCAGAAACCCCAAACAACUGAAAGGAAAACAAAACACCGAUUCUGCAGCGAUGAUGUCCAAACAGAGGUUACCUGUCAACUCUUUGCCAGUGAACUGUGCAGAGUUUCUGUCUAAAGAAGAAAGUCAAAUUCCCGUGGAUGAAAUCUUCUUCUAUCGCUACUUCAAGAAGCACGAGCAGGAGAAACAGACUCGUCGGCCACGAAGAGACGGCGACGAUGAGAGCGUGGAGGACGUGGAUGAUGACGAGUUUGAGAAACUUCUCGAUUCCUGUGAGGGAGACUCGUACUUCACCGACCUGGGGGUUGAUGAUCUGGACUUUGCAGGGAACGUGAAGAGCAAAAAAGACAAGAAAGCUGCAGAGGACUCAGACGAGGAUGAGGACGACUCAGACGUGGACGACCUGGAUGAUGAGGAGGUGUCUCUGGGCAGCAUGGACGAGGAAGACUUCGGAGACGAGCUGGACGAGGAAGGAGGGACGUUCAUGGAUCUUGAUGGAGGAGAUGAAGAUGAUGAUGAAGUUCCAGAGCUGGAGGAUGGUGAUGCUGCGUUUGGAGAUUCCGACGACGACGACAUGGAAGCUCCAGACAUCACUCCUCAGACCAAGAAGGGGAAGAGAAAAUCCUCAGAGGAGCUCGACUUCUCUGGAUCUUUAGGUUCUAAACAGGGAAAGAAGAAGAAGAAAGAAAAAAGUGCAGCCAUGUUUGCUUCUGCUGAAGAGUUUGGCUCCACGCUGGAUGAGAACGCCGGCUCCAAGUUUGACAACAUCGGGCUGAACGCCAUGGCCAACCGAGACAAAGCAGGUCUGAAGCAGCUCAAGUGGGAGGCUCAGCGUGACGACUGGAUCCAUGGCCGCGACGCCAAGACGCUGCGCAAGAAGAAGACCAUGUUCAACAAGAAGAAGACGAUGUUCGGCCGACCCAGGACAACAGGCAGGACGUUCGGGAACAAGAAGAAGAAGAAGUAGCUGACGAUGUGGUCUUUCCACUGGCGGACGUCUUCACUCCUGUUUGGUCGACCAGACUUGGUGGUCUCUCUCUCGGAUGCCGUAGACUCCCGCCCACUCGUUGGACUUGUAGUAAACUGGGAGGAAACGGACAAGCAGAAACUGGUUUUCAAAUCCAGUCUGUCGGUUGAUUAAAGCCACUCACUGCUAAUGACUUUUCUCUCUUCAAUGAGAUAGAAACAUCUGAUCUGAAGAGGAGCUGUGUUUAGAUUUUGUAAAAUUUAAGACUUUUAUGCCGGACAGUUGUCACGGUGACAUUUGUGUUUGUAGAUGAUUAAGGACAGAUUUCCCAAUUUAAUACACAACCAACAGAUUUUCUAUCUAUUGUAACUCUAAUAAAUAAAAUUCAUAAUUAUA